Sporisorium graminicola is the source of this 1053-nucleotide messenger RNA. RefSeq lists its product as uncharacterized. NCBI's taxonomy places the organism in Eukaryota, Fungi, Basidiomycota, Ustilaginomycetes, Ustilaginales, Ustilaginaceae. The transcript is spliced from 2 exons. Gene Ontology annotation, molecular function: ATP-dependent NAD(P)H-hydrate dehydratase activity. Bases 1 to 1053 code for a protein of 350 amino acids. Gene Ontology annotation, biological process: metabolite repair. The record is from RefSeq and is a predicted model, not a curated record.
AUGUCAACAGCCGCAGCAUCGGGCAAGCUUGCCAGCACGAUCAGCACCAACAUCUCGAGCCUCGCUUCCAAGGCCGUAGCCUCCACGUCAACGCAGCAAUCGCUCAUGCAGUCGGUCAAACGCAUUAUCCCGCCGCUGACUUCUGCCAAGCACAAAGGACAAGCCGGACGAAUCGGAAUCGUGGGAGGCAGCCGCGACUACACAGGCGCGCCGUUCUUCGCGUCCAUGUCCUCGAUGCGCUUCGGGUGCGACAUGUCGUACACGAUCUGCUCGCCCGAAGCAGGUAACGUGAUCAAGACUUACUCGCCGGACCUGAUCGUCAACCGCCUUCUCGACCCCGAGGCGCCCUGGUCGGAAGUGGAGCGUUCCGUGGACGAGUUGUUCCAGCGUUUCCACGCCGUGGUGGUGGGACCGGGUUUGGGGCGGGACGAGUUCAUGCAGAAGUGCGCAAAGCUGUGUAUUGGGCUGGCGAGGAAACACGACAUGUAUAUUGUGGUGGAUGCGGACGGGUUGUGGCUGCUGCAGAACGAGCCGGAGGUGAUCCAGGGAUACGAGAAAGCGAUUCUCACGCCGAACGUCGCCGAGUUCGCGAGGCUGUGCGACAAGCUGGGUGUGGAUGCCAAACAGGACCCGGAUCAGGCGGCCAAGAAGCUCGCGGCUGCGCUGCAGGGACCGACGAUCCUCGAAAAGGGCAAAGUGGACCGCAUUACCAACGGCACGGAGGUGCUGUACGUAGACACAGAAGGCGCGCUCAAACGAUGCGGUGGCCAAGGCGACAUCCUCGCCGGCUGCCUAGGCGCGUUUGCAGGAUGGGCCAAGAUCUACCACGAAGACCACCCGGACCUCGCCGCCACCUCGACCGACGCAGAAGGCGAUCUCAUCGCUCAAGACCGACUGCUACUGUUGGCGGGAUACGGAGCUGCGCUGACCGCGAGAGAGUGCAGCCGCCUUGCAUUUGCCAAGCACAAGAGGGCCAUGUUGGCCGAUGACCUGCUGCCAGAGGUGGGCAAUGCGUACGAAGAACUUUGGUCCGAUGUGCAGGCUUUGCUUUGA